GACGCAAGCCUUCGCCAUACAGAGGCAACGUGGAGUCUGUUUUCCUGCAUAUCAGACGUGUCGGUUUUGUUCUCCAUCUUGACAGGAAAACUGUAUCCUAUUUGCUUAAUUUAGGAGUUUUUACAUAAAAAAAUGGGCGAAAUAAGAUUGCCCAGGCACAUGUUUUUGUGGUGCCUGUCGGCAAUCUAUAUGUGUGCAUUUGCGUCUCUUUAUGUCCAGAUUCCAGGUCUGUAUGGGAAUGAGGGUUUGUUGCCAGCACGCUGGAAGCUGCGGGUUUCUGGUAAAAGUCUUCUGGAGCAGCUGAAGGAUUCUCCCACGCUGCUAUGGUUCGGUCCGCAUCUCGGUUUGGACACACAGCAGUGUAUGGAGCUGCUCAGCCUGACCGGAGCUUUCAUCAGUUUGAUGGCUUUGGCUGUACCUGUGUUAAGAGACUGCAGAGUUUUCCUGGUGCUAUGGAUCCUUUACCUGUCACUUUACGAGGUGGGCCAGGUCUUCUUAUACUUCCAGUGGGAUAACCUGUUAUUGGAGACGGGCUUUUUGGCCAUUUUAGUCGCUCCCAUGAACAUGCCCUGGUCAUCGAAAGUGCGUCUUCAUGACAAUGUGACUUUCUGGCUGGUGCGCUGGCUGUUGUUUCGGCUGAUGUUUGCGUCAGGUGUGGUCAAGCUAACCAGUCGCUGUCCUACCUGGUGGGGCUUAACAGCGUUGACCUAUCACUAUGAGACUCAGUGUAUACCGACACCACUGGCCUGGUUUGCUCAUCAGCUGCCAGUGUGGUUCCAGAAACUCAGUGUGGUGGGAACGUUUUUCAUCGAGAUCGCUGGUCCCUUCAUGUUUUUUAGCCCUAUACGAAGACAUAGACUGGCUGCCUUCUACAUGCAGGUUCUGCUUCAGGUUAUGAUUAUCCUGUCUGGGAAUUAUAACUUUUUUAAUAUUCUCACCAUCACUCUGUGCGUCUCUUUGCUGGAUGAUGAACAUGUCAAUUUCUGGCUCCGCCGAACAUCACCAAAGACAGAGAAAACAUCUUUGCAGACUCUUAUGUCUGGUGUCAUUUUGAUGUUGGAGUUUGGUGGGUACGUGCUGCUUGUUUACUGGACUGUCCUCUACUUCGACCUUCAGGUGGAUUGGGAAAAGAAAAGCAUCAGCUCCAAAACUGCCUUUACGUAUUUUGAGUUCAACGGGUUUCUGAAGGCCGUGACUGUGCCCAGUAUUUGGAUGGGUGUAUUUUCUCUUACCUGGGAGAUUAUCACUGCAAUGUUUAAGAGUGCUUGUGUGAAGGGUGUAUUUUGGCGUCUCUGGAGCACAAUCCAGUGGGCGAUCAUGGCUGCAGCUACAGUCUCCAUGUUUGCCAUCAGUCUGGUUCCAUAUACCUACAUUGAAAAUAACGCUCACAAUGAACUUUGGCCUGGCAUCCGGAAAGCAUUCGAGAUAACUGACCGCUUUCAGUUGGUCAACUCAUACGGACUCUUCCGGAGAAUGACAGGGGUGGGAGGACGUCCAGAGGUGGUGAUCGAGGGCAGCAUGGAUCGCAACACAUGGACGGAGAUCGAGUUCAUGUAUAAACCCGGGAACAUGACAGCAGCGCCCCCUGUGGUGACUCCGCACCAGCCCAGACUUGACUGGCAAAUGUGGUUUGCAGCUUUAGGACCUCACACGCAGAGUCCAUGGUUCAGCAGCCUCCUCCAUCGACUGCUGCAGGGAAAACGAGACGUAAUAAAGCUCAUUCAGACAGAUGAGACUCAGUAUCCAUUCAGUAAACAGCCUCCGGCGUAUCUCAGGGCUCACCGAUACAAAUACUGGUUCACAAAGCCGAAAGAGGACGGGUCAUAUCCCCAGCGAUGGUGGAGAAGGGUAUAUGCGGAAGAGUUUUAUCCCAUAGUGAGCCUUGGUGACUCUUAUCUUGAUUAUAUGCUAGAUCAACAUGGUCUGAAGGAUAAAGCUCCUCUGAAACGCAGCUCAAAAGCUUGGUUGCCUCGGUUAUUGGAGCAUGUUAGUGAGCAUGCGCGUGAGAUACCAGCUCCUCUUCUGCUGUGGACUCUCUUCAGCUCGGCAGCAACAUUCUGUCUUCUCAACACUUUAUUUUCACGCACACAUCGUCACAACCACGGAUCUCACCAGAACCAACACGCAGAUAAACCCAGCACAGACAAGACCCACUGCAGCAGAACAGAGGAGGACAAGAAGAACUGUGAGGAAAAGACGGAAGAUGAUAGAAAAGAGGAUUCAGAGGUAGAGGAUGACGGACAAGACGGAGAUGAAGAGGAAGCAGAACUCGAACAGGAAGAGGACGUGAGCUCAGAAGAAAAGGAAUUGAAGGAAAAGAAAGCAAGGUUUGAUUAGACUCUUUGAAUAACAGCUCAG
This is a messenger RNA of Misgurnus anguillicaudatus (oriental weatherfish), 2358 nucleotides long. RefSeq names its product lipase maturation factor 2a (gene lmf2a). Gene Ontology annotation, cellular component: endoplasmic reticulum membrane. Gene Ontology annotation, biological process: protein maturation. The record is from RefSeq and is a predicted model, not a curated record. Lineage: Eukaryota; Metazoa; Chordata; Actinopteri; Cypriniformes; Cobitidae.